AUGAAGUUUACUACCGGAAAAAUAUUCGUAUGCGAUGGUAAAGAGUGGAAAGCCUUGCAGUACGAAGAAUCCUCCUUGGGCUCCAGGGGAUACCCAGGUUUUUCAUGCAAAGAAAUUAAGACCGGCUUGAAAGACGCGGCCAACGGAAUUUAUUGGAUCACUUUGAGUGGUAGGUUUACAUUAUUGAGAAUUAUUGGUAUAUUUUCCUCGCAAACGCAACUAGGUUAAAAAAGGCGCGGAUUAUUUCCUUCAUGCUAUUGUAUUAGCCUAUCCAGAACUAUGUAAAAGUAUAUCACAGUAAGGAAGAUGGAAAUUUUUUAGCUCUGCCUUUGAUUUAAGAAAUACGUUAUUUAUUCUGUCAAGUGCGCGAACAAAGCGAAAAUACGAACGGUUAAAGCCUCGAAAAAUCUUUCAUCUCGCAAUCAUUUUAACCAAUCCUGAAGUCUCUUCAGACUUUGCAAUUAGUCAUUAUCUUUUGGUCUAAGGCUAGAAUCCUCUUGGAGCAUUUUUGUUCGUCCUAAGGUCGUGGCGUAACGAAUAGGAACUUAAAAAAUGAGCAUUCUGAAGUCUCGGCCUCAAAAAUGCUUGAGCCUGUUUACUUCCUAUUGCUGAGCAUGGUGUUAACAGAACCAAGUGUAAAUCGCGAUCUUUACGUCAUAAAGGCCUACAGAAGAUGCAGAUAGUGGGGUCCUUAGCAUGUAGAUGGCUUUCUCACUUUGUUACAACGGUAACCUCCUGUUAUCCUUUUUAUCAAAAGACUUCAAAAACGCCUUCCCAGUUUACUGUGACAUGGCUGCUGGAGGUAAGUACUAGACACGAACUUUACAAAACAAUGCUUGGUGAAACUUGCGCAAACCAUAUUUUCUAAUAUUGAAAUGAUCUGUAAAAGAUUAACCACGGCUGGUAGGUUGGGUUAAUGGCAUAUUACAAGUCUUAAAGGAGAUCAAUCUUUUCUUUCGUGGCAGUUCCAUAACGAGUAAGGGAGGUAUUAAAAAUGGAAGACCUGUGAAGAGGACGAACAUUUUGUAAAAGUUUUGGCGAAUUAUUGCACCGAAAAUGAAACGUUGAAAGCAUAUGGAUCUCGCCAAUUCAAAGUGCUGCUUAGAGCUUCUGCUGCUAUUACCUAUCUUUACAAGGCAAUUUUUUUCUUUAAAAUUAUUAAAAAAUCCAUUUUUGGUUUAAGGGUUGGACUAUGGUUUUCAAAGUGGUAAGUGGAGUCGAUAAGAAAGUGUAUCCUACCUACGUCUCGCCUCAAACAUCUUCUGAGAAAAACAUGGCUGCACUUGACGUCACGAGUAAGCACAAGGAUCACUACAAGAACAGAAUAGUUUUAAAAUGGAGUGACUUUGGGGCGUUGGAGGUAAUUUGAGUAUAAAGAGGAAAAGUUAAUAUGAAUUUAUUACUCUCAAAGAAAGGGCUAUUUGAGAAAGAUCCUGUCGUCGUCGUGUCACAAGCGUGGGAUAAAGAAAAAACACUCUGAGUCCCUAUCAAGAAUCGAACUUCAAAUCUUCCGAUUCCACGCUCCAAUACUCUGCCACUAAGCCACAGAGACUCUACGGAGAACAUGGCCAUUUUUUUGUCCCCCUCUCGAGACAAGACGAAAAAGACAUCUUUCUCUAUUCCUCAGUACCGAGCUCCUAAUUGACCAUCUUUCUUAUUCUGUUUACUCGAACGGUUGAUUAUUCAAAAUUAAGAAUUACAUUAUUUAUUUGAAUUUGCCCUCGGGCAAAAACAAUUUUAAUCAUCAGUCUGGGCGGGAAGUGUCUCGGGCAAAAACAAUUUUAAUCAUCAAUUUGGGUUGGAAGUGUCAAUUCAGUCAAAAAUGGUCACCAUAGAAACGCUCGCCAAUUACGCGGAAUAAACUUGUCGCAUAUCUGAAGCAAAUGAAGAUUCUGUGUUGUCAUUUUUACGAACCCAUCCAUUCCUUUGCUGUUGCCAAACUGGUAAAAAUAAUUACUUUUCUUUUUUCUUUUCUCUUUUUUCCUAUCAGGCGAGAGUUGCCCUUUAUGCCGGAGGGCAGCUAGUCAAGGAAGUGAGCUUCAAUGCACAGAAAACAAACAACUUGAACUGGUUCUCGGCCAGUAAACUGAUUGACAGCUCCUGGAAAGACAUGAAAUCCGAGCCAAAGAACAUCUUUUCUAUUCCCGGGCAGCACAAUCGCAACUUCUUCAUCAACAGUCGAUAUGGCGGAUGUCCUAACGAUGUCGGAUGGAUGGUGAUCACUUCCAACUACUGUAAAUGGGAGACACGUUUCCUUCCUCGCAAAAACGUCAUUCUGUACAGCAAAUUGUCAGGACACACUAACUGGAACCAAUACAGUAAGUCUACCAUUAACAAUGGGGGAGUGGGG
Pocillopora meandrina is the source of this 2350-nucleotide messenger RNA. The record is from the annotation of a GenBank genome assembly. NCBI's taxonomy places the organism in Eukaryota, Metazoa, Cnidaria, Anthozoa, Scleractinia, Pocilloporidae.